GCACCUGACAUGGCGAAGAAAAAAGCGCAUAUGAUCAUCCUCUCCCUCUUCCUACUCCCCUUUCUCCUCCUCCUCCUCCUCCUCCUCGUCCUCUUGCCCUCCCCAUCCUCCUCCCCACCCGACGCCCCUCGCCGCGGCUCCAGAGACAUCCUCAAAUCCUCAUCCUCCAACGACGUGUAUCCCUCGUCAUCCUUCAACCAAUCCUCGUCUCUCCUCCGUUCCUCGUCCUCCGGAUCCUCGAGGACGCUGGUGGAGGAGGAGGACUUCCUGUACGACCUCAAGGAACUCCCCGACGGCCGAGAGAUCUCAGUCUACCUUCUGGAGGGCGAGAAGAAGAGAUUAAUGUUCCCUCUGGAUGCCGAAGGCUCUCUCGCCAUUGUCGUGACGCCCUGCGAAACGCCCCUGGUGUGGACCCUAUCGCUCCGCACACACGCCCCCUUCCAUAGUGCGAGCGAGUCAGAGUUUCGAAGCGAUUCGUUGUUCGCCGACGCUGCUUCGAACCGCACUAUUCGGAUAAACGGUGAUUCGAAGCUGUUGGAAGACGAAAGGAGAUCGAAUACUCCCAGACAGCUACAGAAUCCUACGCGGGAUACCCUAACGGAGGUUCCGAUCCUCAGAGAAGAGCGUAAAACAGAAGAUGAUCGGAGAAUGUCUGCUGCGGCGAGAGGUUAUGGGAUCGAGCGAGGGAGUUAUAAGGAAGUGGUUUUGAAGGAGUACGAAGGCCAUGAAGCCGUGGUUUUUCAAGAAGCGACGGCGAUGAUUGGUUUGUAUGUGAUUCAGAUCCGUGGUGAGGGCGGGCCGACUUACGUGCACGUGCAGGCCAGUACCAAGGGGCACCUGACUUCGCCCACCGUCCGUGUCAAGGUCGCCAGCACGCCCACGAUUGAAGGCGUCACGCUCACGUGGGCGAACAGGAACCCGAGCGGCGGCUACUGCCUCGUGCUGAGCGAGGGCCGCCCGUACCCGUCCCUGUGCGCCGCCCGCGCCGCCCACCUUCCCUCGCGGCACAAGAUGCGCGACCACGCCCACGCGCCCACGCUGCUUCUGGGCUGCACGGACCAGCCCAGAUACUGGCUUCCCUCGCGACCCGCCCGCGCCCUGCACGUGGCCGUGUGGGCGGGGGGGUCGGGCGGGCCUCCCCUGGGGCGCGGUCUGGUCCGCGGCGCCCGCCGGCGGCGAGUGCCCCGCCUGCGGAAGGGGCGGUUACUGGCGCUCGUUCCGUCGGCGGGCGGAUGGGCGGCCGCUAGGUACCGCGUGCGGAGGGGUGGGCGGCGGCUGCACAUCAUGGCGGUGGCGUGCGGUGGGCAACUCCGGCUGCAGGUGGAGUCGGAAGGCGGACGCCGCCUGACGAGCGCCGUGGGCGGCCAGGGGGCGCUGUACUUGUCCCUCACGCCCCCGUUGCCCGGCACCCUGACCCUGGCCCUGAGGACGGUACCCCCGGGGGCGUCGCACACCCUCCUGCUGGCCGCCGCGCCCUCCGUGCGCCGCCUUCCACUGCCACACAUGCCCCGCAACUCGCGCGUGCGCGUGGCGGGCGUGGGCUGCUCAUGGGCCAGCCUGCGAUGGUCGGCCGCCCGCGCCUCCGCCUCCUACUGCAUCCUGAUGGAGAAGGAGACGAGCGGGAAGCCGUGGCGUGCGCGGGCGCCGCUGCAGUGCGGCUGGGAGGACGCCCUACGCGACCCCGCCCGCUACGACGCCUGGUGGUGCGGCCCGCCCACGCGCAUGCGCCCGCAGGAGCACACCAUGACCGGCCUCGCGCCCGCCACCAACUACACCGUCACGGUGCUGGUGCGCCACUCCGGCACCGGGCGCACGCUGGCACUCACGCCCGCCUUCCUCGGCACCGCCAGCGCCUGCCCCUCGUAGCUGCCCGUGCGCCCGACGCCACGCGUCUUCACGCCCGCACCCCGCCGCCCGACCCCGCCCAGGGCGAAAACGAAGCUACGCCCACAGCGCAGUCACGUCGCUUCAGCUGAGCAUCUCCUGCGCCGCGACGUCCCGGCCCAAGAGUGAGCACGGCCGGCGCCUGGGCAGCCCGGGGCGAGGCACCCACACUGCCACGUUUCUGUUGGAUCAUAAUAUAGCUUUAUUUUC
Molecule: messenger RNA, 2094 nt
Organism: Penaeus chinensis
Lineage: Eukaryota; Metazoa; Arthropoda; Malacostraca; Decapoda; Penaeidae
Exons: 4
Coding region: 10-1866 (618 amino acids)
Source: RefSeq, a predicted model, not a curated record